AUGUCUUCCACCGGAACCAAGGUCACCAACGACCCUCAAGGUAUUAACAACCCCAAGGUCGAAAAGGCCGGCACCAUCACAUCAGACUCUCUUGCUGGGGAGUCGCUCAACCAGGGUGGUUCGUUCGGCGCUGGUAGCCACGCAGCUGCCUCGCAGCAACCCUCCAGCUCGACCACAACCAACAACACGGACAUCUCUGGCGCAACAACUCUUCAAGCCGCCUCCGAUGCCGAGGCCCGCCAGGCAUUGGAAGGUUGGAACGAGGAAGCCCAGCUGAACGCCGCGCGUGGAUUGAGCAGUGAUCAUGGCAGCAGAGCCGCACCACCGCCGACCUCUUCGUAUCUCGCCAGUGGACCCGCUAACACAUCGGGCACCGCAGGCCAAGCCCCUCACGGCAAGAACAUCUCCGAGGGUGGCUUCGACAGCAACGCUCCCAACGCCUCCUUCAACAACGACAUUGGCGGCAAGAACGACCCCGGCCGUGCCGCCCUGAACGACAUGCAGCGCAACGCCCAGCAGUCUGCUGGUGACGCCGGUAUCCCCAAGCAGGGCGGUGUCUCCAACGACGGCCAGUUCGACGCUCUCAAGGACACCUCUGCUUAA
Molecule: messenger RNA, 603 nt
Organism: Aureobasidium pullulans EXF-150
Lineage: Eukaryota; Fungi; Ascomycota; Dothideomycetes; Dothideales; Saccotheciaceae
Exons: 2
Coding region: 1-603 (200 amino acids)
Source: RefSeq, a predicted model, not a curated record